UUGACAUGAGGAGUGCAAAAUCACAAACGGAUAUUCGAAAACCGUUAAUUUCAAAAAAUCAACCAUUCAAUAUGCUCUUAGAUUUAAUGUUGCGGAUUGGUUGGUACUGUUGCUAGGCAACGACGGAUAGACUCAAAACAAAUAAUAUAAACAAUAUGUACAGUAAAACUUCCAAUUCGGGAUAAUGUAAGUAGAUUUUUUCUAUGGCAGAAGUGCAUAUUAUUGGGGAAAUUAGUCAAGGAAAAGAUUUUCCCAAACAGCAUUUAUUUUGCAAGUGGCAUAUUCAAGUAGGUAAUAAUUGGAAAAUUGUUGAAGGCAAAAGAGAAGGUCAAACCCAAGUAAGUUGGUCACAGUUCAAUAAUAUUUGCAAGUGGUCGUAUCCAGUCGACAUCCAUUUAUCUACAGCUGGAAUUCAAGGUUGGCCAAAAAUAUAUAUUGAAGUUUAUCACUUAGAUUGGUUGGGGAGGGCCCAUUUAUUCGGAUAUGGAAUUGUAACGGUACCAACAAGUCCAGGCACUCAUACUCUCGACUGUUACACUUGGAGGCCGUUUGGUUCGCUGAAACAACGUUUCAUUCAGUAUUUUUUGGGAGGCGGUAUUCAACUCAAAUAUCCCGAUCAGAUAUUUUCUCCUUCAGAAAGAUAUAAACUUUCUACUGAGGCUAUGGGCGUAGUGUCCUUUGAAUUAACGGUACUGCUGAGAAAUUUCACAAACUACGGAGUGGAAUACGAUUGAACAAUGGAAAUUUACGUUGUGGUGGUCAUGCUUCUUUUGAGUGUACAUCAAAAUGGAAUCACUCAAUCGAUAACAGAACCGACAACCACCACUCAAUUAAGUAUCGCUGCUGUUUCCGAAGGGAUUGAUUCCGAAUCGAACUUCACCACGGAUGACUAUCUCUCAUUCGAGACCAAUUCGACAGAGGUGCCAAAUUCAACCAGUGUUGGGCCGACAGAAGGUGCCAAAGCCCAAAGUACACAGCUGAAUACAAAAUCUUCGAAAAGCAAUUUAUGUACUUGCAAC
Messenger RNA from Leptinotarsa decemlineata (Colorado potato beetle), 1019 nucleotides. RefSeq names its product B9 domain-containing protein 2. Lineage: Eukaryota; Metazoa; Arthropoda; Insecta; Coleoptera; Chrysomelidae. Gene Ontology annotation, biological process: cilium assembly. Gene Ontology annotation, cellular component: MKS complex. The record is from RefSeq and is a predicted model, not a curated record.